This is a messenger RNA of Macrosiphum euphorbiae (potato aphid), 591 nucleotides long. The record is from the annotation of a GenBank genome assembly. Lineage: Eukaryota; Metazoa; Arthropoda; Insecta; Hemiptera; Aphididae.
AUGUCGGAUUCCGACACUUGCAACUGCCAUUUUCACUGGACCUUGCAGGAAAACGACGAGAACGGGUGGUGGCCGGAACGACUUACUUCUGACGAUGCGGACCAAGAUAAGUCACCGUUUGUCGAUGUAUGGAGCGGUGGCUGGUUGGAUGGAUGGAACGGCAGACCUGGUGGCAGACUGGACCGCCUACAGAACGGAUGGCGUGAUGGUGGCCAGGUUGACGGAAGGGUCGGUGGCAGACUGGACCGCCUACAGAACGGAUGGCGAGAUGGUGGCCAGGUUGACGGAAGGGUCAGUGGAUGGGACGGGACACCGAGUUCGAGUUUCCGCCGUACUCUGCCAAGGAUUUUAGUAUAUUUGGAAAAGUGCUGUCGGUGGUACAACGUACCCGACGGCGAAGAUGGAUAUUACACUGCGGCGGCACACGCCAUUCAUCAUGAUCAUCAUGGCUAUAUCAUCAACGGAAGCAGUGACAGCGUGAUGAGCUUUGUCGGAGUGCCAAUCAACUGCGGACAGACGGGACCUCGCCGCGUUGCACCGUCCUCCAGACGACAUCGCCCGCGAAUCGUUCACGGCACAGAAUUGUUUUGA